Molecule: messenger RNA, 1516 nt
Organism: Bactrocera latifrons
Lineage: Eukaryota; Metazoa; Arthropoda; Insecta; Diptera; Tephritidae
Product: sensory neuron membrane protein 1-like
Exons: 8
Coding region: 1-1491 (496 amino acids)
Cellular component (GO): cytoplasm; membrane
Molecular function (GO): scavenger receptor activity
Source: RefSeq, a predicted model, not a curated record
AUGUUUAAGAAAAUACUCAUCGGUUCGGCUAUUGCGCUCGUGUUGGGGAUCUUUGUUGGUUUUAUUGGGUUUCCAAAGUUAUUGAAUAAAAUGAUMAAAGGGCAAUUAAAUCUGAAACCUGGCAGCGAACCGCGACAAAUGUGGGAGAAAUUUCCCAUCGCCUUGAAUUUUUCAAUUUAUGUCUUCAACGUAACAAAUCCCGAUGAAGUGCAAAAUGGCGGAAAACCACAUGUGCAAGAGGUCGGACCAUUUGUAUUUGAGGAAUGGAAGGACAAAUACGAUUUGGAGGACUUUGAGGAUGAGGACGCGGUGGCCUAUAAUAUGCGCAACACGUUCAUUUUCAGACCGGAUUUGGGCCUAGGCGGCGAGGAGUUAAUCGUGAUGCCACAUCCACUUAUACAAAUCAUGGCUAUAGCCGUCAAACGUGACAAGGAAGCCUUGAUCAACAUGAUAUCCGAGGGUUUGCAAGCGCUAUUUAAGCCCACCACGCCAUUUGUGCGCGCACCUUUCAUGGACAUUUUCUUUCGCGGCAUCGAUGUGGACUGCUCCAUCGAUCAUUUCGCAGCCAAAGCGAUUUGUUUGAAUUUUCACACCGGCGCCAUUAAAGGCGCAGAAAAAGUGAAUGCAACACAUUUYAAAUUUUCGCUCUUAGGCGGGGCCAACCACACUGAUGCCGGUCGCUAUAAGGUAGCGCGAGGCGUCAAGGUUAGCCGUGAUAUUGGACGCGUGCUUGAGUUUGACGACUCUGACGAGCUGAGUGUCUGGGAUGGUGAUGAGUGUAAUCAAUUUCGCGGCACCGACACCACCAUCUUUGCGCCACUAAUGAAGCCCGAAGAGGGACUGUGGUCGUUUGCUGCCGAUUUGUGUCGUUCGUUGGGUGCGGAAUUCGAGAAGAAGACCACUUAUGCAGGCAUACCAGCAUACUAUUACACAAUCGACUUGGGCGAUCCCAAGAACGAUCCAGAUAAGCAUUGUUUUUGCAAGGAUUAUCCCGACGACUGUCCACCCAAAGGCACCAUGGAUCUAACCUUGUGUAAUGAGGCACCCAUGAUUGUCUCGCUGCCACACUUUUUCAAGGCCGAUCCGCAAUUGGUUGCGGACGUAGAUGGUGUGGAUCCAGUGGAGGAAAAGCAUGGCGUAUUUAUUGUUUUCGAAAGGAUAUCUGGUACACCCCUCUCUGCCGCUAAGCGCCUGCAAUUCAGCCUCUCCGUGAUGCCCGUGCCAGAAGUUGAGGUUAUGAAGAACUUACGCACACUCACCAUGCCGCUCUUUUGGGUCGAAGAAGCGGCCAGUUUGGACAAGACAUGGACUGAUAUGUUGAAAAAGAAGGUUUUCUUAGUCAUCAAAAUAAAUAAURUCUUUAAAUGGAUGUCCACAAUUUUCGGAGCAUUGGGCUUAGYAAUCAGUCUCUAUAUGCUCUUUGGUAGAAAUCAAAUCACCACAACAAACGUCACACCCACUACCGAAGCUGAUACGAUCGAUAAACAUUGAAUUAAUUAGCGGCUAAUUUAAACUG